UGGCGGCCGACAGCAUGUGGGCCGGCUGGGGUGGAGCACUCUUCAGAGCCAAAGACCGGCCGCUCCGGGGCGCGUGCCCUCGCUCGCCCUCACCCCAGCCCUGCCGGUCCAGGAGGAGAGUCGGCGUGGUGCGUCCGUCCACUUUGGAGUUGGAGGGCGGCGCCCGGGACCCUGGUGGGAGCGUGUUGGCGCCGCGCGCGCGAGGCGGGGCGGGAGGCGGUGGUGGGAGGCGCCGGCGGAGGAACCCGGCUCGCAGAGCUCCAGCGCGAGGGGAGAGGGCGCUCCGCGCCUGGUGCAGGCAGAGCGCCCUGGGACGCCGACAGUCGGCUAGCGCACCCCGCCAAUGGCGCGCCCCCCGAGCCCACGACCAAUGCUGCCUGCACUCCUGCUGCUGCUGCCGCUGCUGCUCCGAGCGGGGGACCACCUCCCCACAGAAGGCCGGCUCAUGAACAGCUGUAUCCAGGCCAGGAGGAAGUGCCAGGCCGAUCCCACUUGCAAUGCUACCUACCACUACUUGAAUUCCUGUGCCUCUAGUAUAAGCACCUCAUCACCUGCAGAGGAGCCUUCAGUCCCUGAGGACUGCAUAGAGGCAGCACAGCAACUCAGGAAUAGUUCUCUGAUGAGCUGCACAUGCCAUCGGCGCAUGAAGAACCAAGCUACCUGCCUGGACAUCUACUGGACCGUUCACCCUGCCCGUAGCCUUGGUGACUAUGAGCUGGAUGUCUCUCCCUAUGAAGAUACAGUGACCAGAAAACCCUGGAAAAUGAAUUUCAGCAAACUGAACAUGCUCAAACCAGACUCGGACCUCUGCCUCAAGUUCGCCAUGCUGUGCACUCUUAAUGACAAGUGUGACCGGCUGCGCAAGGCGUACGGGGAGGCGUGCUCCGGGUCCCGCUGCCAGCGCCACACUUGCCAAAGGCAGCUGCGCUCCUUUUUCGAGAAGGCGUCGGAGCCCCACGCUCAGGGCCUGCUGCUGUGCCCGUGCGCGCCCACCGACCAGGGUUGCGGGCAGCGCCGGCGCAACACCAUCGCCCCCAGCUGCUCACUGCCAUCGGAGGCCCCCAACUGCCUGGAGCUGUGGCACAUAUGCCUGUCCGACCCGCUGUGCAGAUCGCGCCUGGCGGAUUUUCAGACCCACUGCCAUCCCAUGGACAUCCUAGGGACCUGUGCAACAGAGCAGUCCAAAUGUCUGCGAGCAUACAUGGGGCUGAUUGGGACUGCCAUGACUCCCAACUUUGUCAGCAACGUCAAUGCCAGUGUUGCCUUAAGCUGCACCUGCCGAGGCAGUGGCAAUCUGCAGGAGGAGUGUGAGCAGCUGGAAGAGUCCUUCUCCCGAAACCCCUGCCUCAUGGAGGCCAUUGCAGCUAAGAUGCGUUUUCACAGCCAACUCUUCUCCCAGGACUGGACAGCCUCUACCUUUUCCAUGAUGGAACGCCAGAACAAAAACCCUGCUCUGAGGCCACAGCCCUGGGUGCCCUCUCUUUUCUCCUGUACACUUACCUUGAUUCUGCUCCUGAGCCUCUGGUAGCUGGACUUCCCUGGGGGCCCUCUUCUCCUUUACCACACCCAGCUGACCUGCAGCCUGCAAGGGUUGAGGAAAGGACAGCAUCAGGAAGGAGGUUUGGUAUACAACAUGGCAACCCUGACGUUACCCCACACCUCCAGUUGACUCCAGAUUAGGCCACAGUAGAAGCUGACUAGCCUAGUUCUCAUUCCCUUCACUUCUUUUUUUGUUUUGUGGUGGUGGUGUUGUUGUUGUUUUUGGCCGUGCCUCUUGGCUUUUGGGAUCUUAGUUCCCCGACCAGGGAUUGAACUGGUCCCUUGGCAGUGAAAGCUCGGAGUCCUAACCACUGGACCGCCAGGGUCAUUCCCUUCACUUCUGACUCAGGCUGCCCCUCCUUAGGACUUUAGCCAUAUCUUCUGGUGAUGUCCAGCUCUACCAGGCUCUCUCCCUACCCCUUUCUUCUGCCCACCAGCAUCACCCAGGCUCUAACAAAUCAGUCACGCUCUCUUGCAUUCUCCAGUUAGGCAGGGCUGGGUGUUCUGAAGCAACCUAGAAAGACAUUCCUCAUGGUGAGGAAAGCUGGAGCAAGACUCUUGGCCCCUUGUCUCCUCCUCUGAAUGGGGAAUGGGAACCUACUGCCUUCCCAGGGAUCCUACAGAACAUUUGAGCAUCACGAGCUAGAGCAUAUGGGCCUUGCUUUCUUCCUGCUACUGUCCCAAAGUCCCCUUAGCCUCU
Messenger RNA from Lagenorhynchus albirostris (white-beaked dolphin), 2239 nucleotides. It is a transcript of the gene GFRA3, whose product is annotated as GDNF family receptor alpha 3. The coding region runs from base 344 to 1528 and encodes 394 amino acids. The record is from RefSeq and is a predicted model, not a curated record. Gene Ontology annotation, biological process: nervous system development. The transcript has 8 exons. Lineage: Eukaryota; Metazoa; Chordata; Mammalia; Artiodactyla; Delphinidae. Gene Ontology annotation, cellular component: signaling receptor complex; external side of plasma membrane. Gene Ontology annotation, molecular function: signaling receptor activity.